CGUGGGAGGGGAGGCUGCUUUCCUGGUCCAGUCAAGAGGAGGCUCUUAGGCGGACCCCCGCAGGAACCAUUCGCUGCCUGCGUUAAAAAGGGGGAACAGAUCGAGUCGUGACCGAUUUUCCUGCAGGGCCCAACCCAGCCCCACGUGGAGACCGCUGGAAGCAUGGGAGUCACCUGUGUGUCUCAGAUGCCCAUAGCAGAGGGGAAGAGCGUUCAGCAAACUGUUGAAAUAUUAACAAGAAAACUGGAACUACUUGGAGCAGAGAAACAGGGCACUUUUUGUGUUGACUGUGAAACCUACCACACUGCAGCCUCCACAAUGGGCAAUCAAGGGCAGGCUGCCAAGCUGAUGUACGUGAUGCACAAUUCCGAAUAUCCCCUCAGCUGCUUCGCUCUCUUUGAAAACAGCCCCUGCCUCAUAGCAGAUGCCAACUUCGACGUCCUUAUGGUGAAACUGAAAGGCUUCUUUCAAAAUGCCAAAGGGAACAAGAUAGAGAGCCGGGGCACCCGGUACCAGUACUGUGAUUUUUUAGUGAAGGUUGGCACUGUUACCAUGGGGCCCAGCGCCCGUGGAAUAUCUGUGGAGGUGGAAUACUGCCCAUGUGUGGUAGCCAAUGACUGCUGGAACCUGUUAAUGGAGUUCAUGCAAAGCUUCAUGGGAAGUCAUGCUCCUGGAAUCCCUUCUGUGUUUGGCAAUAAGCAUGACAGCAUCUACAGCCCAGGUGACACAAUGGUUCAGUACAUGGAACUCUUCAACAAGAUUCGCAAGCAGCAGCAGGUGCCUGUUGCAGGGAUCAGAUGAAGAAGGCUUUGUACGGUCUUUCUUCAAGUGAGCAACAACUUUGCUGAAUUAUCUGUCAAAGUAGCAGCUCCAACCCAGUAUUCCCAUUAUAUCAGUGCAGUCUGUCUCCCUUUGGGGUAGAAUUAAUUCUACCUCAACUCAGACCUCCUGGGGUGUAUGUCAAAAUGAUAAUGGUAUACUUUGCCUUGGCCUAGUAUCUCAGUGAUUUGUUUACCUUAGAUUCUUCAAGCAAGAGUCCUGCAACUGAGUGGAGAUGAAAGAAAAAUGAUUAUUUUGCAGAAAGAGAUAGGUUCAAAUUGUGUGCAAAUGGGAGGAUGCGCUUCAGAUGUCCUUAAUUUCCUUGGCUGACUGAGUGAAUGUGAGGUUUCAGUCUAAGAGUAUGAAAGUAUUUUAAUAUGACUUUUAUUAAAAGUGCUUUAUUUUCAUAUGUUGCGAAUUCCGUGGAUGUUAACUACUAGCAGAAUUUAUUCUUAAAUUUGUACACUUUGGGAUGAAAUUUAAUGUAUCUUGUUGAAAUGAACUCGAGAGAAUUCUGUGUUGCCCUGUCAGUGUUUCUAAGUUCUUGGUCUCCCACCAUCUUCAUAAAGCUGAUAAGAGGAUUAACAUGUGUGAGCUUUAGGAUGAUAUCAUUGGAGUCUAGGGGCUUAAUUCCUUUGCCUUCUACUCUAAUGUUGUAAGUAUAUCUGGUGGAUCAGAGCAAAGCCCUGACAUUGCCAAACCUGUACAGAUCUAAGACUACAAUCAAAUUACUACAUCAACAUUUUUCUAAGAUGAUGCCUAAAGUUACAUAGAGUAUAACCUUGCAAGUUCUCAAAAUAUUAAAAAAAAACAUUGUUGACUGAAGAA
Elgaria multicarinata webbii is the source of this 1647-nucleotide messenger RNA. It is a transcript of the gene MED20, whose product is annotated as mediator complex subunit 20. The transcript is spliced from 4 exons. Bases 163 to 801 code for a protein of 212 amino acids. Gene Ontology annotation, molecular function: transcription coactivator activity. Gene Ontology annotation, cellular component: mediator complex. Gene Ontology annotation, biological process: regulation of transcription by RNA polymerase II. The record is from RefSeq and is a predicted model, not a curated record. NCBI's taxonomy places the organism in Eukaryota, Metazoa, Chordata, Lepidosauria, Squamata, Anguidae.